GCCGCUCGAGCGCACCCUAUAUUCAGUUCACGGCCGCUCUAUUACCGGACGUCUAUUUCGGCGCAUAAUAUUUCGAACGGUGCGGAGGAACGUUCAGUUUCGCGCGGGCAGGUGCGCGCGCCGAGGCCGAGAGAUGCGGCGAGGGACCCGCGCGCGCCCCUGACGCCGGCAUGGAGCGCCGCCGCCCCGCGCGCCUCGACCUCGCCGACUCCAUGACCAAGACCGUGCGCCGCCGGGACAAGCCGCGUGAGCGAUGGCUGCUUACGCGCAAGACCUGGAAGUACAUGUCCGAUGCCGGUCGACGGCUGAUCCCGGAUGGAGCACAGAAUCGUGCUGAGGAUGUUCCUCGUAUCGAAGCCUAUUUUCAGGAGGUUUGUCAGAGGGAGCCGCGCUUUUUACUGUGGCGGAAGAGCUCUUAUCCUGGCGUACUAGCGAGGCCACGCCGUAAAAAAAGAGCCCGCGGCGGUUCGGUGCGAGCACGCUCACCAUCCGAUGACGUACCUCCGCCACCCGCGAGACCCACCGAACUCUUUAUUCCGCACACAUCGGGUGGCCGCUUUGACUUAGCGAAGCUUAGGCGAGAUUUCUUCGCGGCGCCGCCGCCUUCUCCGCCCUCCUCUGGGUUUUCGUCAUCUAGUGCGAUAUUCAAUAAUGCAUUCAAAAAUACAUCUUCUCGUUCAGUGCGUUCAGAAGACGAUGAUGGAGUGUUAGUUGAUUUACUACGCAAGUACCUGAAAAUUGAGGACGAUAAAGGGCCGCCGCGGCUAUCCGAAUCCGAGGAACUUUUGCACGCGUUGCGAAAUUACCUCAAACGUCAGUCGGAGCGCGGGCCCACUGAGUCCGAUAGUGAUCCUGCACAGAGAAUACUGCACGAGAAUCUUGGAAGGUACUAUCAUCGUACAUCUAAUAGAGACAAUACAGUGCAAGAUUUGUUAAAUGAUAGGAAUUUGUUAAAAAAACUAUAUAAUGAUCUUCGUAAAACUAAGCCAUAUCGCGGGGGUAGAGGCGGUGGUGGGUCGCCCGGAUUUGGACCGUUCAGCGGGUUCAGUGCGACGAACUCGCGUUCUGUGUUUCGAGGUCGAGGUGUUGGUGGUUCGAGGUUCAAUGAUGAGGACUAUUUACAAACGCCACCGAUGUCUCCUCCGCCACUUAUUGAGGUUUUCGGUGAAUCGUUGGAAGAUAAACUUGUGGAUGUCGGUACGCAGACUCUUCCUAUUUCAGAAGAUGUUUUACAGGAGUUGGAACGCGCUUACAAGGAAAAAUUGGAAGCUGCUACGGUUCCUACUAGUCCGACGAGCCCGCCGCCGGAAAGGCGGCCGCGACGCCGAUCUAGCGUCGACCAUGACGAUGUCUCGCAGUCAGUAAGCGACACAAUCAAGCGAUACUUGAGAAUGGCGCGAAAAAAGAGUGUAGAUGCCGAAAAGACUGAUCGCUUCAAGCGUAUUAAUUACGACAAAAAUUUACGGAAUAUCAAACCUCGUCAGCCCGGAGACGUGGAUGAUGAUGGGCCUAACAAGGGCUGCCAAACAGAGGAAGGAUGGAUUUUGACGUACAGAGAUUUGCAAUUUGCUUCAGUGGCUUCGACACCUACUUCGCCACCGUCACCAUCUCAGUCACACUCGUUUUUGUCAACCCUAUUGGGUAGAAAUGCAACAACAGUGGCUCCCCCUGCAGGUGGCAUGCAGAAGUCGCGGUCUUCAAGCAGCGUUGUGCAGAGCGUCAGCAAGCGUCUGUGGCGCACCCGAAGCCGGUCUUCCAGUCGCGUUGCAGCCGCCUGGACUCCUCAGGGCAGUUGUUGCUGGGCAGACGGCAGUGGGCGGUGCGUUCGGCUGGCUGAUACAUCCCUGCUCACCCUCACCGAGGUUGAGAGACGCGCGCUGCAACAAGCAGCGCUAGCAAGGUUGCAGCAGCUCAACCUCGGAACCACUAUCAAGAUACCUGAAGAUAAUGCAGCAGCUGUCGCGACGAAGCCAAAGAGACGAGCGUACUUGCUCAAGAGGAAGGCGCUCACAACUGGUUUCUUCGACCAGAGCCGUACCAAGGACGCGGACAAGGAGAAAGAGUCUGCGGGCAGUGUGUUCGGCGUCCCGCUAUCGCAGUGUGUGGAAGCGGAGCGCGCGCUGCGCAGGCAGCACGGGGGCUCCAGGGCUUCCCUGGCGUCGUUAGGAGCACUCGAGAAAGGAGAUGAUAGCGAAUCGUGCGAUUCUGGAGAGUGGGGUUGGUCGGGGAUGGAAGAAAGCGGUGGUGGACCUAAAAUACCGGCGCUGGUGUCAGCAUGCUUAGCUCACCUACGAAGACAUGGUCUUCGUACCCUUGGUCUCUUCCGAGUGUCAGCCUCAAAGAAGAGGGUUAGACAGCUCCGCGAAGAGUGGGAGCGUGGUCAGGACACAACGCUCGACUCAGCGGUAUGUCCGCACGACGUGGCCACGCUGCUCAAAGAAUUCCUCCGGGAUCUCCCCGAUCCUUUGCUAUGCAGAGAUCUUUAUCCUGCAUUUCUGCAGACACAGAAAAUCCGUAAUCGUCGUAUCCAAUGGGAGGCUCUACGGCUGAUCGUGCAGCUGCUGCCGGCGGCUCAUCGCGACACCCUCAACGCUUUGCUCUCCUUCCUGUCACAACUCGCGGGACACGCGGAGGAUGACCAACAGCCGGGGAACAAGAUGGACGCCGCUAAUCUCGCUACUAUAUUCGCCCCGAAUAUAUUACAUAGAAACAAACCUAAUGAAACUGCCAGCGCAGAACAGUUAUCGGAGAGAGCAGAUGUGAUCAACGUGGUCCGUCAGCUCGUGGAGCGGCAGACGGAGCUGUGGACGUUACCGGCGGAGCUGCUGCACGAGGCUUACAUACACCUCGCGCACAGUGCGCCUGCGCAUUUAGACUCGCUCUUACUUAGGAGAGCCGAAUGUGCGUCAGAAUGUGUAUCCACGAACUCUGAGAGUGCGAAGCGGUUGUGGUCUCGCGAGAGCUUCCUGCACGCGGCAGCCAACACCGCCACUGCGCCCGCCACCAGAGGGGAGAGGGGUCGUCGUUCAAGAGCUGCGUCAGAUACAUCAUCUGCUUCUCUUGCUUCCAUCAUGCUUCUUACCAGGGUACGCAGCAGUGAAGAGCGGGCGAGUAGUGGCAUCGUCAGCUCUCCACCGCGAGAUUCCGCCCCGGACUCUAACGACUCGGCCAGUGACUAUAAUGAGACGGGCAACGUGUCGGAGGACGAGUGCGUGAUCACGGCGUCGCUGCACAUCCCCGCCGUGCGGCCGCGGCGCCGCUCCACGUCGGGCUCGUCGUCGUCCGCCAAGCGCGACUCGGCCGUGGGCUCGUCGGCGGCGUCGCCGUCGUCGGCCGCGUCGCCGUCGUCGGCGGCGUCGCACUCGGCGGCCGCGUCGCCGUCGCCCGCGUCCAGCGCGUCGCCGCCCGCGUCGCCGCCGCCGCGCCCCGAGCGCCGCCACGCCGACAUCGAGCGCCUCGUCGCCUUCGGCAGAGAACGCAACACAUCAGACGCCAGGGCGGUUGUCGUGAGACAACACGACGAAACCACGGUGUCGCGAACCACUCGGGUGUCUUCCAGACAAGAACACACUGUCCGACGAGAAGAAAUAGUCAGGAGAGACGAUCACAGCUCGAGAAGAGAUGACCAUAAUAGGGACGACUACAACGUCAGAAGAAAUGAUCACAAUACCAGAAGAGAUGAGCAAUCCGUCCGAAGAGGCGACCAAAUUGCUAGAAGAUCUGCAGAGGAUCAUACGAUUAAGAGAGAAGAGAAGAAAGAAGUGAUGCUUUACAAAAGAGGCGAGCUCAUAUCGAGUGCCCGGACGCCGCCCGCGUGACAGAUUGUAUACCUGCUUUUAUACAUAAACGUCUAUUUAUCAUGUCGUGUUUUAUUUAUAUAUUUAGUGAAAUAAAGUAUUUUUUACGACUA
Vanessa tameamea is the source of this 3910-nucleotide messenger RNA. It is a transcript of the gene RhoGAP102A, whose product is annotated as rho GTPase-activating protein 6-like. The transcript has 13 exons. The record is from RefSeq and is a predicted model, not a curated record. Lineage: Eukaryota; Metazoa; Arthropoda; Insecta; Lepidoptera; Nymphalidae. Bases 171 to 3818 code for a protein of 1215 amino acids. Gene Ontology annotation, biological process: signal transduction.